GGGCUAUCAUGAUCCACAUUAUGUAAAUAAGGUGCAGGGGCAUGUGCCAGUUAAACCGCAGUGCCGUGCGGAGCGCGAGGAAGAACAGGAGGCUUUGGACGGCAGGAGACGGGGCCGUCGGUAGAUGGCGGUAACCCAAGAAACCUGAUCCAGCGGCUUCUCGGGCGCCCUGUCUCAGUUUGCAGCACUCACACUGAAGGCAGAGGAGCUGAACACUUUUGAAGGACAUUAACAAAAACACACACACACACACACACAGGAGAGAGAGGGAGAGAAGGAGAGAGAGAGAGAGAGAGAGAUCUCACGGCGAGCCCGAAGCGCGGAACGCUUUUUUUUUUGCCGCAAAGACGAAGAAGAGAAAAACGGGAAAAGUCCAAACACCAUGGAAGAGAAAUCGAAUUCGUUCUCCAGCAGCAAGGAGGAGAAGGCGGACGGGAAUAAUGUUUUUCAGAGACAAGACUCGAUACAGAAAAAUAACACGGGCAGCCAGAAGGACCAUGGCAACUCCGUGGGCUUCAAGGGGGAGCGGGAAGAGGCCAUGGUCGGCUUUGACGAUCUGGAGGCGGCGGCCAGGCAACACGGGUUUAUGCAGAGGCAAUUUGGGGCCAUGAUGCAGCCCGGAGUCAAUAAGUUCUCCUUGCGUAUGUUCGGCAGUCAGAAAGCGGUGGAGAAAGAGCAGGAGAGGGUACAAACGGCCGGAUACUGGAUCAUUCAUCCAUAUAGCGAUUUUAGGUUCUACUGGGACUUGAUAAUGCUCAUCAUGAUGAUGGGGAAUCUAAUCAUCAUUCCUGUGGGAAUAACCUUCUUCUCAGAGCAGACGACCACCACCUGGCUGGUCUUCAAUGUGGCCUCGGACACCAUCUUCCUGGUGGACCUGGUCAUGAACUUCAGGACGGGGAUCGUCAACGAGGAGAGCUCUGAGAUCAUCCUCGACCCCAAGGUCAUCAAGAUGAAUUACCUGAAGAGCUGGUUCGUCGUGGACUUCCUCUCGUCCAUUCCAGUGGAUUAUAUCUUUUUAAUAGUAGAGAAAGGCUUUGACUCAGAGGUAUAUAAAACAGCCCGCGCCCUGCGAAUCGUCCGCUUCACCAAGAUCCUCAGUCUUCUUCGCCUGUUGAGACUGUCCCGACUCAUCAGAUACAUUCAUCAGUGGGAGGAGAUCUUCCAUAUGACUUAUGACCUGGCCAGUGCAGUGGUAAGAAUAUUUAAUUUGAUAGGGAUGAUGCUGCUCCUGUGUCACUGGGAUGGCUGUCUCCAGUAUCUGGUGCCGCUCCUCCAAGACUUCCCCCCUGACUGCUGGGUGUCGCUAAAUGGUAUGGUUAAUGUUUCCUGGGGAAAGCAGUACUCCUACGCCCUCUUCAAAGCCAUGAGCCACAUGCUGUGCAUCGGGUACGGUGCCCGGGCGCCUGUCAGCAUGUCCGACCUGUGGAUAACCAUGCUGAGUAUGAUUGUAGGGGCCACAUGCUACGCCAUGUUUGUUGGCCAUGCUACAGCGCUAAUCCAAUCACUGGACUCUUCACGAAGGCAAUACCAGGAGAAGUACAAACAAGUGGAGCAAUACAUGUCCUUCCACAAGCUUCCAGCAGACAUGAGGCAGAAAAUCCACGACUACUAUGAACAUCGCUACCAAGGCAAGAUCUUCGACGAGGACAACAUCCUGAGUGAACUCAACGACCCGCUAAAGGAGGAAAUUGUCAACUUUAAUUGCCGUAAGCUCGUGGCCACCAUGCCUCUGUUCGCCAACGCAGACCCCAACUUCGUGACGGGGAUGCUGAGCAAGUUGAAGUUCGAGGUCUUUCAACCAAACGACUACAUUAUCAGAGAAGGCACGGUCGGGAAGAAGAUGUACUUCAUUCAACACGGUGUUGCAAGUGUCAUCACAAAGUUCAACAAGGAGAUGAAACUGACGGAUGGAUCCUACUUUGGAGAGAUCUGUCUGCUCACCAAGGGCAGACGGACAGCGAGCGUGCGUGCAGACACCUACUGCAGACUCUUCUCCCUCUCUGUCGACCAUUUCAAUGAGGUGCUAGAAGAGUACCCCAUGAUGCGACGUGCUUUCGAAACAGUCGCUAUUGAUCGAUUGGACCGCAUUGGGAAGAAGAACUCCUUGCUGCUGCAGAAGUUCCAGAAGGAUCUGAACGCUGGCGUGUUCAACACGCAGGAGAACGAGAUAUUGAAGCAGAUUAUUCGUCAGGACAGGGAGAUGGUGAUGAUGGUGGACCGCAAGCAGUCGGUCACCGGGAUGAACUCAACUCCAAUGUCAGGAAAUUCCAUCAUUAACUCACCAGCCCAGCCGCCCUUCCCAACCGCCUUCGGCACUAACCAGCUCCAGCAGUCCUCAGUGCCCAUGACCUUCAGCGCUUCAGCUAUCGCUAACGCUUCUGCUGCCCGUAUGCUGCCGGCCGCUGCCGCUGCUGCUGCUGCAGUGCAAGGGGUCUACCCUGCACCCAGUCUUUCCCAUGGCAACCUCAAUUCUUCCUCCAUCAACCCACAGACCCCGCUCCAGCAGCAGGGAGCCAUCAUGUCGCCCUGCUCCUUCACUGCGGCAAUGUGUAGUCCACCAGUGCAGACCCCUUUGGCAAACCGAAGCUUCCAGUAUAGCUCACGCACGGCCUCCCAGCUGUCGCUCAUCCAGCAGCCCAUUGCCCAGCCGUCUCUAUCCACACAGCCGCAGCUUCCCCAGCAACCUGCGUUGUCAUCUACAGCCACGGGGUCAGCAACACAGCAACCACAGCAGGCGUCGCCUCAGCAGCAGCAGCAACAGCAGGUCCCAUCACCUCAGCGUGGUGACCUCCACAAGAGCACACAGGCUCUCCAGUCAGGCAGCUUGAGCAGAGAUGUCAGACACUUAUCAGCCUCCCAACCAUCACUGCCACAUGACACAUCUCUGGGGCCCCGAGCACACCCUGCCUCAGGAGACUCUCUGGUCUCCAUUGUGCCCCCCACGGCGGUAGCGAUCCCAGGUAUGAGUCUGCAGAGUGGCAUCCGCACCACAGUCCCCCAGCGGGUCAAUCUGUUCCGCCAGAUGUCGUCGGGAGCACUGCCCCCGGUGCGCUCGGCCGCUGCUGCAGCGGCGGCGGCGGCGGCAGCAGCAGUAUCAUCAACAUCAUCCUCAACCCAGCACAGGGAAUCCCCUGGAUCUAGGAGAGAUUCUGUCCUGAGCAGUACGGAGACUGAGCAAGACAAGAUGCGUUUUGCAUCUAAUUUAUGAUCCCAUUUUUUUCCCUGGUUCAUUUUUUAAACCUAUAUAUCUUUCAAUUCAUUUUUAAAAAUGGAGAUACAAACAAAAGAGAUAAAAAUGAGGAACUUCUGCGUUUUUGUUUCUCUCCAAUCUUCUUCUAAAAUAACCUCAUAGAAAUCCUGUACAUACAAGCCCUUGUAUUAUAUUUUAGACACAUUGUCUCCCUCAACUUAAGAAUGUAUAUUAUACAGAUACAUCUCUCUUUUCUUUGCGCUAUAUAUAAAUAUAUAUACACACAUUUAUUUAUAUAUGUGUGGAUAUAUAUGCUGCUGUAUGUAUGGGAGUGUGCAUGUGAGAGUGUCUGGGUGCGUGCAUGUGACUGUGUGUAAAAUCAAACUAGAAUAUUUGGCAAUGGCAAUUUAAAAGCUGUAGUAUAAAACACGAGUCUUCCUUUCAGAGAAAUAUAAAGAAUUAUAUACAAUGUAUGAGGAUUUUUAUUUUAUUUUUGCUUUUUUUUAAAAAACUGGAAUGCAUUGUGGAUUCUGACAAUGACUUUUCCUUUUUUUUACCAAUAAGGAAGAGAAAAAUUAUCUUGUCUAUUAAGCAGCUUUAGGCACCACUGUGGAAUAAUAAAUGCAAGCGACACAAAACGAUUAAAUAAUCUCCAAAAGCACACGCACAUAAAAUGAAUCUCCUGAAUCCUCAUUUCAGAACUCAACACAGAUACUGUAACUAAGUGUUAUUUUGCUCUUGGCAACGAAAAUACAGUCUGCUGAGCCACUCUGCCCCCACAGCGGCUCACAUACAAACCAUGACAGUGUUAUGGGUCCAAAGGGAAUAGAUAAUAGAAAUGCUGCUUACUUUUUGUUUGUUUUUUUGAACAGAGUGUCAUGUGGAGACCGAUAUGGAUGGAUGCUAUUGUUUUCUAUUUCUGAUUUCAGAUGGCUGAGAUGUUAUGUAAUGUUGCUUAAAUUUCUGUGUAUAUUUAUAAUAUUUAUAAACUAAAGAUUAUCACCAUUAUGCAAUAGACUGUGACAUAAAGAUUACCUAUAUGUGUGCUGUAAAUAGUUUUGUAGAUCUAGUAUUUACAGAUACUGUGUGGUGCAUUCUAUCAUAACAAUGUCUUACUUCUAUCAGGAACCUGGAUAUCAUCUAUACGCGACAAAGGUUAAGCAACAAAAUACAUAUGUUUCAUAAGAGAUGGACAAACCUUAAUGCAAUAGCUAGCUGUACUUGAUGCUGAGAAAUGCCUGAUUGGAAGACUUUAAAAGGAUCUCUCUCUCUCUCUCUAUACUUCUCCUUGUCCUGGUAUAGUUUUUAAUUUCACAUCAAGUUAACAUACAAUAUUUACCUACAAUACAAACCUUUUUUUUUUUCCAAAUCAUCCUACAGAAAUGUGUCUUUCUCCUCAUUUCCAAAAAUCAAAACAAAUUGUUGUCGUAGUUGUCAUGCAUCGUUCAAGGACAGAAAUUAACCUUUUUUUUUUUUCAACCAUUACACCUUUUACUUUAGAUCUACAAUUUAAAUUUUGGGUGUGCUUCAUGAAUACAUUGUACUGUACGCUGUCCUAUCACAAUCACUGUAGCUAAAGAUCCUGGCACAACAUUUUUCCAACACAAAUGUUAGAGGUUAAAGACGUCGGGUAUACGGACAUUUACACCCUGAGGUGUCAGAAAAAGAAAUGCUGGUUUGCAUUAAGGUUUCUGUCUCAUGUAAAUCCAUUAUGUGGGCUUAGGUACUCUAAACUGACCUAGACUCGAGUUGGGAAAAGGGGGGGAAAAGGUCAAGCCUGAAUAUUAUGACUCUAUCACAAGAGGAAGCUAUCUCACAAUAACUAAUGAUGAUGACUCAGCUGGAAUAAGCCAUCCAUUGUGGCUUGAAGGAAAAAUCCAAGCACAUACAGUAGAAUGUCUAUGGCCUCCCUGCGGAUUAAAAACGUCUGUCAGUAAUGCAGAAUUGUUCCUAUAGAGUCAUAGUUGUCAUGGCACCAAGUAUACUGUCAGUUCAAAGUGUCUAAGCCCUUUGAGCUACAGUUUUAAAAAGAUAAGUCUUUGCUACAGAUUGUGUCGAUAGUGUACCAAUGCAGUCAACCCACCAAUGUCAUGAAAGCAUGCACUGUCACAAAUACUUAAAAAGAUACUAUCUCAAAAAUGUUGACGUUAAAUGUAAUGUUAGAUUCUGUUUUGUUCAUUGUCUGUCUGCCUAGACGUUACCUGUGUGUGAACAGAAGCAUUGACUCUUCACAUGGACAUUUCUUAAGUAUUUGUGCCUAAACUAUAGCCAUGUUCCAUCCUUUGUUAUGAGUGUGAGCUUGGUGCGUACAGGGGACACUUCUGCACACAACUGCGCGUUCAUUCUUACUAUACUCUAUGUGUUCUAUGUCUCAGUGUUUUAGACAGGAAAGGAGUAAGCAAUGAUGAUGGCCAAAUGUCUCACUUUAUCCAAUUGGUAUAUUUACUUACAAUGUGAACUCCUAGAGGCAGGUUUUUUUUCUAACACAGCCAGUCAAGCUAUAUAGAAUAUUUAAUGAGUUGGUGUACAGUUAAAAAAACAAAAGUGCAAUCUUUAGACUUGCAGUCAUAUCACGCUCAAUGAGACAUUGUACAAAUUCGGAGCACCUUUAUACCUUUCUUUGUAGCUAUAGCGACUGAUGUUUGGGUUGAAUAUUGAUGUGUGGAAGGAAACUGGCCAAAGCAACAUUCUAAGUCAUUGUCUUUGUUUUAAAUUGCACUUUCUGAUUUACUAAUAAAAAGGGUGUGGAUUCUUGCACCUAGCUUAGAUGUUGAAUGAGUAUGUAAGGCAGAGAUUGACCAUAUUCCCAAAGGAGCAGUUUUCCUCUGGUGUCGUGCUCAGGGUGGGAAGCUCAAAUGUUGAAAUAAUGCCAUAAAUUCUGUUGUAUUCCAGGUUAUAAUACAAGUUUCCAGGUCAUCUAAAGUUAGGGCAAAUGGAAAUGUGUAUUUCAACACUUCUUGGUGGAUGAGCAACUGAAAAGACCAUUUAAAAAUAAUAAUAAUAAUGAUUUGUAACCUAGCUACAGUCCGGCAAUAAUGAACAUCAGCAUUCAAUCACUAUCUUAAAUAGCUUGGUGGUGGUACACAAUUUAAAUAGAAAUGACAUUUAUUCAAGCUCACAUAAUGUUAGCUAGGAAUAGGCCUAAUGUCACAUUAGCGAGGAAGUUGAUGAAUGGUAAUGUAAGCUGUUUUCUUGCUGUAUCUCAUGGGUUAGUAAUAUUUUAUUUUAAUAAAGGCCUCACAGCCAAAAAAAGGAUAGCAGGACACAAUUAUGUGUAAAAGUUUGACUGAAGUAGUGUUGUCACAAUACCAGAAUUAUUACGUCUACAAAAUAAGCUGACAGGAAAAAUCAAUCAAUACUGAUAAGAAAAAUAGAAGUCCUAGGUCAUCCAAUAUUGGGCUAAUAUCUCUUAUUCAAUUACCAUAAAUUGCACACAAACUCCAUCACACCAUCUAAAUUGCGUAAGUAUGUUGCCAGGACGCUGAUAGCCUAACGGUUAGCUUACACCCUAUGUACAGAGGCUACAGCCCUUCAAGCACGCGGACCAGGUUCAAUUUUGACGCCAUAUUCAUCUUUGGCACUUCUUGUGUUUAAUCCCUUGGUAGCUAACAUUUGUUAUUUGCGAGUAAGUACAUGAAUGCUAACAUUAUCUGUUGUUGCAGAGUAGCAAACAGGUUAACACAUGUGCUGUUUUACUUGAAAUAUGACCUAAUGUCUUAAUUAAACCUGGUAUACAGUAGAGCAGCAUUAUACAAGUAUUGUAGCUUCCCACGCUGAGUGUGAUGAAGGAGAAAAUGGAUAUAUUGUGGGUAUGGUGAACAUCCCUGAGAGUUUGUGCUGCCCUGAUCCUGUAUGAGGUUCUUAAUGAGGGUGGGAGGUGUUCUAUUUACAACGGAGAGCGCUUAAUUGUGAAUAUGCCAUAGUGUAUAGGAACUAGUACACAGUCGAGAUGGAUAGCAGCACUGUUAGUUUGUGCUGUUCUUGAUACAUGCCUUUGGAGGGAGAGCUUCCCAACUAUGUGCUUUUUUCACUUUACCAAUCACAAAUAACAUACCGGAAUGGGCAUUAAUGGUGAUGUAAAACACAAACUUACAAGCUUACAUAUUAGCAGUAUAGCGACUCAACAAACCAGCACAUAUAUUUGUAUAUUUCUUUUUUGUUUGUUUGUUUUGUUGGUUUGAGAAUAAAAAAUAAAAAAAGAAAAGAGAUGCAAAAAGAACUGAGGAUAAUGCCCAGAGAGGACAAACCAGAUGUUCAUUUGGUUUGCGUGAUCACAGGUUUCAUAUGUUUACUGAUGAUAUGCGUAGUGGAGAGAGGGGCAGAAGCCACAAGGAGCUGCUCAGUCCUCUUUAACCCCACUCACAUGGUCAUUGUUCAGCUCAUUUAUGUAAUCCAAGGCUUAGACAAAACGAACUUUCAGUUGGUUACUUGGUACAGACGAAAGAAAGAUACAUGUAAACUUUCUUACAACAAUAUGCAGACAAACAGUGUUUGUCAAAAAAUCUUUUUGAUUUUUUUUUUGUUUAUUUUGUUUGUAAAUAAUAAACCUUUAAAAUAUAGAAAAUAAACGACAUAUUGUCAUCUUAAA
Messenger RNA from Labrus mixtus (cuckoo wrasse), 7778 nucleotides. RefSeq names its product potassium/sodium hyperpolarization-activated cyclic nucleotide-gated channel 1 (gene hcn1). Gene Ontology annotation, biological process: potassium ion transport; transmembrane transport. The transcript has 8 exons. Lineage: Eukaryota; Metazoa; Chordata; Actinopteri; Labriformes; Labridae. The record is from RefSeq and is a predicted model, not a curated record. The coding region runs from base 383 to 3208 and encodes 941 amino acids. Gene Ontology annotation, molecular function: voltage-gated potassium channel activity. Gene Ontology annotation, cellular component: membrane.